CUCUUCCACCUGUCCUUCCUCCCUGCUCCUGGGGAGCCCCCGUUUUGGAUUAGUUGGGGACCUCCGCAGGAGGCGGGGGAGGGGGCCGGUGGACUGCCCUCUCCCCCCCCCCAUCCACCCCAGCACCCAGCACCAGAGCAUCUCCGGCUCCGUGUGGUUCCUCGCCUCGAGGGAGCCCAGCCCUCCGUCCCACCAGGAUCCGUGGCGAGUGGGGGCCGCGGCAGCUGCGUCCCCAUGAGGAGGAGAGGAAGAUGCCGGCUGAGCUGCUGCUGCUGCUGAUUGUUGCCUUCGCCAGCCCCAGCUGCCAGGUGCUCUCAUCACUGCGCAUGGCUGCAAUCCUGGACGACCAGACGGUGUGUGGCCGUGGCGAGCGUCUGGCCCUGGCCCUGGCUCGGGAGCAGAUCAACGGGAUCAUCGAGGUCCCGGCCAAGGCCCGCGUGGAAGUAGACAUUUUUGAGCUGCAGCGGGACAGCCAGUACGAGACCACAGACACCAUGUGUCAGAUCCUGCCCAAGGGGGUCGUGUCUGUCCUGGGGCCCUCCUCCAGCCCUGCAUCUGCCUCCACCGUGAGCCAUAUCUGUGGGGAGAAGGAGAUCCCCCACGUCAAGGUGGGUCCCGAGGAGACGCCUCGCCUCCAGUACCUUCGCUUCGCAUCUGUCAGUCUGUACCCCAGCAACGAGGAUGUCAGCCUGGCCGUGUCCCGAAUCCUCAAGUCCUUCAAUUACCCCUCUGCCAGCCUCAUCUGUGCCAAGGCCGAGUGUCUGCUGCGAUUGGAGGAACUGGUUCGGGGCUUCCUCAUCUCCAAGGAGACGCUGUCAGUGAGGAUGCUGGAUGACAGCCGGGACCCCACGCCACUGCUCAAGGAGAUCCGAGAUGACAAGGUGUCCACCAUCAUCAUCGACGCCAAUGCGUCCAUCUCCCACCUCAUCCUCCGUAAGGCCUCGGAGCUGGGGAUGACCUCAGCGUUUUACAAGUACAUCCUCACCACCAUGGACUUCCCCAUCCUGCAUCUGGAUGGCAUUGUGGAAGACUCCUCCAACAUCCUGGGCUUCUCCAUGUUCAACACCUCGCACCCCUUCUACCCCGAGUUUGUGCGCAGCCUCAACAUGUCCUGGAGGGAGAACUGCGAAGCCAGCACCUACCCGGGCCCCGCGCUGUCGGCCGCCCUGAUGUUUGACGCUGUGCAUGUGGUGGUGAGCGCCGUUCGGGAGCUCAAUCGCAGCCAGGAGAUCGGCGUGAAGCCGCUGGCCUGUACCUCGGCCAACAUUUGGCCCCAUGGGACCAGUCUCAUGAACUACCUGCGCAUGGUAGAGUAUGAUGGGCUGACCGGGCGGGUCGAGUUCAAUAGCAAAGGGCAGAGGACCAACUACACCCUGCGCAUCCUGGAGAAGUCCCGGCAGGGCCACCGUGAGAUUGGGGUGUGGUAUUCUAACCGGACCUUGGCCAUGAAUGCCACCACCCUGGACAUCAACCUGUCGCAGACACUGGCCAACAAGACACUGGUGGUCACGACCAUCCUGGAGAAUCCGUACGUCAUGCGCAGACCCAACUUCCAGGCCCUGUCCGGGAACGAACGCUUCGAGGGCUUCUGCGUGGACAUGCUGCGGGAGCUGGCCGAGCUGCUCCGCUUCCGCUACCGCCUGCGCCUGGUGGAGGACGGCCUGUACGGGGCGCCCGAGCCCAACGGCUCCUGGACCGGCAUGGUGGGCGAGCUCAUAAACCGGAAGGCAGACCUGGCUGUGGCCGCUUUCACCAUCACGGCUGAGCGGGAGAAGGUCAUCGACUUCUCGAAACCCUUCAUGACGCUGGGGAUCAGCAUUCUGUACCGGGUGCACAUGGGGCGGAAGCCCGGCUACUUCUCCUUCCUGGACCCCUUCUCCCCUGCUGUGUGGCUCUUCAUGCUUCUUGCCUACUUGGCUGUCAGCUGCGUCCUGUUCCUGGCCGCCAGGCUGAGCCCCUACGAGUGGUAUAACCCACACCCCUGCCUGCGGGCGCGCCCUCACAUCCUGGAGAACCAGUACACGCUGGGGAACAGCCUCUGGUUCCCCGUGGGUGGCUUCAUGCAGCAGGGCUCGGAGAUCAUGCCCCGGGCGCUGUCCACACGCUGCGUCAGCGGAGUCUGGUGGGCCUUCACCUUGAUCAUCAUCUCCUCCUACACGGCCAACCUGGCUGCCUUCCUCACCGUGCAGCGCAUGGAGGUGCCCGUGGAGUCGGCCGACGACCUGGCAGACCAGACCAACAUUGAGUACGGCACCAUCCACGCUGGCUCCACCAUGACCUUCUUCCAGAAUUCGCGGUACCAAACAUACCAGCGUAUGUGGAACUACAUGCAGUCGAAGCAGCCCAGUGUGUUUGUCAAGAGCACAGAAGAGGGCAUCGCCCGCGUCCUCAACUCCCGCUAUGCCUUCCUGCUCGAGUCCACCAUGAACGAGUACCACCGGCGCCUCAACUGCAACCUGACCCAGAUAGGGGGCCUCCUCGACACCAAGGGCUACGGCAUCGGCAUGCCGCUGGGCUCCCCGUUCCGGGAUGAGAUCACGCUGGCCAUCCUGCAGCUUCAGGAGAACAACCGACUGGAGAUCCUGAAGCGCAAGUGGUGGGAGGGGGGCCGGUGCCCCAAGGAGGAGGACCAUCGAGCUAAAGGCUUGGGCAUGGAGAAUAUAGGUGGGAUAUUUGUCGUGCUCAUCUGUGGCCUCAUCAUUGCUGUCUUCGUGGCAGUCAUGGAAUUCAUAUGGUCCACGCGCAGGUCAGCAGAAUCUGAAGAGGUGUCGGUGUGCCAGGAGAUGCUGCAGGAGCUGCGGCAUGCGGUGUCUUGCCGCAAGACGUCGCGUUCCCGCCGGCGCCGGCGCCCGGGCGGCCCAAGCCGGGCCCUUCCAAGGCCCGGCUCGGGAGCCUGGGUGCGCCCCCUAGUGGGCUCGCCAGUGGGCACCGCGGACGCCCGCACUCCGCCCCCGCCCGCGGACGACAGGAGCGCAGGAACCGAGAACUCCGGGGGCAAGAGACUGCGGAAGCCGUUCCCGGAACGCUGCCACUUUGCAGAGACUGGGGGCGGGGAGGACAGCUGCAGUACCGGGGGCGGAGCCGCGGGCCGUCCGUCAGGGCGGCGGCGUCUCCGAUUGGCCCGCGACGCGCCCCCCCGGGAGCGCGGGCAUAUGAGGAGGCGGAGGCCGCGGAGCCGCAGACUCUGCGCGGUCGGGCUGACGGCUGGACGGACGCGCGGACCGAGGCGCGGGCGCUGCAGAGGCCCCAGCCAGAGCCCGCGCCUGAGCCCGCCUUGA
Molecule: messenger RNA, 3278 nt
Organism: Condylura cristata (star-nosed mole)
Lineage: Eukaryota; Metazoa; Chordata; Mammalia; Eulipotyphla; Talpidae
Gene: GRIK5
Product: glutamate receptor, ionotropic, kainate 5
Exons: 22
Coding region: 252-3278 (1008 amino acids)
Biological process (GO): modulation of chemical synaptic transmission; monoatomic ion transport; synaptic transmission, glutamatergic
Cellular component (GO): postsynaptic membrane; presynaptic membrane; kainate selective glutamate receptor complex
Molecular function (GO): kainate selective glutamate receptor activity; transmitter-gated monoatomic ion channel activity involved in regulation of postsynaptic membrane potential
Source: RefSeq, a predicted model, not a curated record